AGGCAUAAUAUUUUGUUAUGAACCUUUAACGUUAUUUUAUAAGUCAUUGGAAUAUUUAAAAGAUGUCCAAGGUGCUCAUUGUCUGUGUUUUGUACAUGUUGACAGUUUUUCGUGUUUGCAAAGCGGACGAAAAUACAAAUAUACAAAUUCCAUUAAUGGAUAAUGUUAAGGCGCCACUUUUUGUUGAUUUUAAUUUGUCAACCGUGAAUCAACAACUAAAAAGAGUUAUUCAACAGGAGGUGAAACGCAGCGUACAAGAUAGAAGUAAUGAUAGUGGGAAUUGUGACCGAAAAAUUGAUGCAAUGGAGAAAACCCUUCAGGACUUGGUGGUAAAUUAUACAAAUACACUAAAUCAACUGACUCAAACGGUUGAAACCAUAGCUCCAGCUAGCUGCCAAGAGCCAUACCAGAGGAUAGGCAGCAGAUGUUAUUUCAUCAGUGAUAACAAAGUUUCGGGUAAUGCAGCCUUUGCUAGCUGUACAGACCCAGGAGCGUAUUUAGCUAACUUUGAAACCUUAGAAGAGGCAAUGGUUAUGAUCUUAUUCCUUCAGAAGAAGAAAACAGGUAAUUCCUAUUACGUUGGAGGACGAAACAUUAACAGAUAUCUCCCAAAUGGUGAUUGGCGGUGGAUAAAGCAUGGUAAAGCCACACCGAUGACAUACUUUGCCUUUCAGGAAGGACAACCUUCAGGAACAGCUAAAGAUGAACAGGACUGCAUGUUUUUCUAUGCCAAUGACAGAUACCAGUUUUAUGAUAUUCAUUGCGAUCAUAAAAGCUAUUAUGGCGGUUAUAUUUGUGAAAAAUAA
Messenger RNA from Mytilus trossulus (common blue mussel), 806 nucleotides. RefSeq names its product C-type lectin domain family 4 member E-like. Bases 63 to 806 code for a protein of 247 amino acids. The record is from RefSeq and is a predicted model, not a curated record. NCBI's taxonomy places the organism in Eukaryota, Metazoa, Mollusca, Bivalvia, Mytilida, Mytilidae. Gene Ontology annotation, molecular function: signaling receptor activity. The transcript is spliced from 5 exons.